Molecule: messenger RNA, 4732 nt
Organism: Pseudo-nitzschia multistriata
Lineage: Eukaryota; Bacillariophyta; Bacillariophyceae; Bacillariales; Bacillariaceae
Source: the annotation of a GenBank genome assembly
CAAGUAGAAGUAAGUAGUCAGUUAUUAGAAGGCAUCCUUUCUAUUCUUACUUAACUUCUUCUACACACGAUAGAUCCUUGUCAGACAGAGUACGUCUUGUUCCUAAACUUCGAGUGGAUUCUGGCAGAUACCUUUAACGAUACUGCACCGCAGUCAAAUUAUUUCCGUUAUAUAGCGUAAGAAUAAGGUUUGCCGUCGGUUAAACUGUCAGCUACCUCGAAACUGUAGAUCGAUAUGAAAUCAUCAAUCUCCCUAUCCGUAUUGGUGACGAUACUGGGCGCAUCGUCGCAUGCGUUCGUGCCUCCUAGUAGUUCUAUCAAGAGCAAGGAGAACAUCUACCCGGGCCCAGCUCCUCACACUUUGGUUGCGAGCAACGGACACACAUCCAUCGAGACCAGGCGAUCGGAAUGGAGACUGUUGUCGGAACCCAACAAUGACGACAAGGAAAAGGAAACCCCCAAGCCUCCUAUCCCCCCUCCCACACCUCCUACUUCGGAGGCACCGGUGGAAGAUACGGCGGAAAAGGAGGCAGACUCCGCGCCACCCGCGAAAGAGAUCAUAGAGCAAGAACGACCAAAGGUUGCCGUUCCAGAGCCUCCAAAACCGCCCCAGCCACCACAAAUGCCAUGGCAGCAACAAAACAAACAAAAGGAGCAGAAGCAGAUCAAGAAAAAGCUCCAGAAGACAACGAAAGGUCUGACUCCCGAAGAAGAAAAGAUGGCAGUGGCCUCUGGCUUGGGAGGCUUGGUGGCAGGUGCCUUCGUUGGAUUCCUCAUCAAUGCAGAAUUCCCAAAUAUCGACCUUUACGUUGCUCCUGCUCUGACACCUGCAUUCGGUGCGGUCUUUUUGUCGACGUUCGGUUACGUACUUGGAGUAACGGACGGAUUCUUGGGAAAAGUUGUUCGAACCACCCUCGGAGGGACCACUUCUGCAAUUGGCAAAGCCAUCGUGUCGAUCAUUGAUUCUGUCAUUGACUCCGCGGUCACGUCCGCCAAGAACAAGGUCAAGGAAACCACUGACGAGAUCAUAGCCAUCCCAGGGAAGGUAGCGGAUGAAAUCAAGGCCGUUCCCGGAAAGGUGGCCGAUGCCGCUGUGGAAACCGCCACGGACAUUGUGGAUGAGAUCAAGGCCACACCCGGAAGAGUAGCCGACGCCGCAGUGGAAACCGCCACCGGCAUUGCCGAUGAAAUCAAGGCCACACCGGGAAGAGUUGCAACAAAGACCAAGCAAGCCGUGGAGGAUGCAGUCGACGAUACGCUCGACGCAGUAGAAGAUUUUGUGGACGACGUCAAGGCAAUUCCCAAAAAAGCCAUUACCGAAGUGGAAUCUGCACUUGGAAUUCAACCUUCUCCGUUGGCCCCACCAAAGGCCCCGGAACCCCCCAAGGAUCUCCCAGGGAAGACAUCGCAAAAGAAGAGUUUCGUUCCCAGCAUUAGUACGUUGAAGAUCCCAGAGCCUCCCAAGCUGGAUCUUCCAAAGGCUGAUGCACCGAAACCUAAGGUAGCCCCGCCCAAGAAAUCCCCACCUAAGAAAAUCGAGUACUCGUUCCCAUCGGAAGCCCCACCGCCCCCCAAAAAGUCUCCCGCCAAGAAAAUCGAGUAUUCCUUCCCAUCGGAAACACCUCCUUCAAAGACGGAAAGUACCCCUAAGUUUGAAAUGCCGAAAAUUGAUAUUCCGAAGAAAAAACCGCCUGCACCGAAAAAGGCACCUCCAAAGAAGAAAGACGAGGCGCCGAAGUUGAAUCUGAGCUUGCCAAAGGUUGGAACUCCAAAACCACCGGCACCGAAAAAGGCACCUCCACCACCAAAGAAAAAGGCGGCACCGAUGUUCAACUUUGGUGCACCAAAGAAAGCGCCCCCUGCUCCAAAAGUGGCUCCCCCGGCACCAAAGAAACAAGCAGCACCGAAGUUCGGCUUGGGUGCACCAAAGACGGGUUCCCCUAAACCUGCUAAGGCUGCUCCAGCUCCACCAAAACAAAAGGCGGCACCGUUGUUCGGCUUUGGCGCUCCGAAAAAGGCUGCCCCUACUCCUGCUCCCUCUCCACCAAAGAAACAGGCUACAGCAAAGUUCGGCUUUGGCACCCCAAAGCCUUCCAAAGAAUCGCCAGCAAAGAAGGUUGAGUACAUCUUUCCAUCGGAGGCACCAGCCGAAAAGACUGAAGCACCCAAAUUCCAAAUGCCAAAGUUUGGGGGAGGCAGCCCACCGAAAAAAACAGCAGCACCAAAAUCAGACCCCAGCAAGCUAGCUUCGGAAGCAGCAGCCAAAAGAAAAAGAGAAGCAGAGGCUAAAGCCGAAGCCAAUCGUCUGCGACAAGAGAAGGCCGAUGAACUGAAACGCCAAAAGCAACUUGAGGCGAAACAAAAGGCAGAAGAAGCGAAGCAGGCCGCGGCUGAACGAAAACGCAUCCAAGAACAGAAGCAGCAAGAAAAGUUGGAAGCCCAAAGACUAGCAGCAGAAAAGCGAAAGCAGGAUGCCGAAGAGAAAAAGCGACAAGUUGAGUUACUUCGUGAAAAACAAGCCGCUAAGGCCAAGCAGCUGCAAAAAGAGAGGGCAGCUGCUGCAGAGAAAUCCCAGCGUCAACGAGCUGCAGCUAAGUCAGUCGGUCAAGCAAAGAGUAGAACCACGAUUUCACUCGGAAACCUGUUCGGUGGCAACGAUAAGGAAAAGGAGGUGAAGGUCGAUGUACCUAGUCAAAAGAUGAAUGCACCUCCUGGUGUUCCUAUUGUAUCUAACUGGAAGCAAAAUCCAGAUGGAUCCAUUAGUGGUAAAAUAUCAGGCUCUCCAAACUUUAAGGACGGAGAUUUCGUCACCACCUCAGCUGUUCCAAGUGGGGCGGUCAGUAACAGUGUGGUGAAAACGACUUCCGGCUCAAGGUGAGUUCUUUCCAUGUUGAUUAUUUCUAUGUUGUUUUUAAGUUGUGUUCUGGUGACUGUGGACCAUUUCUUCGAUAUCCUACUUACAAUAUCCCUAUCUCCUCGUAACUGAAGUUACUACUUGGAGGAGGAACAAAAGAAGUCAACAGGAUUUGGCUUUGGCUUUGGAAUCAAGAAACCAGCCAAAGCUGUUGCAGAAGCUCCACCCACUCCUGUGAAACAACCUUCAGUUGGCCAAUCCUUCGCAGAAAGAACGAAGGCAGCUGCCGAAGCAAGACGAAAAGCCGCAGAAGAUAAAAGAGCAGCAGCUGCUGCUGUCGCCGAAGAGAGGAAAGCCAAGGCUGCCGCAGCAGCCGAGGCAAAGAAACAAGCGGAAGAUCAGGCGAAGGCCAGAGCAGCGGCAGUGGCCGAACAAAGAAAGGCAGCAGCCGAUGCCAGGAGACAAGCGGAAGAAGAGAGGAAGGCCAAAGCUGCAGCAGCAGCUGAAGCAAAGAGACAAGCCGAAGAAGAGAGAAAGGCCAAAGCUGCAGCAGCAGCUGAAGCAAAGAGACAAGCNAAGGCCAAAGCUGCAGCAGCAGCUGAAGCAAAGAGACAAGCCGAAGAAGAGAGAAAGGCCAAAGCUGCAGCAGCAGCUGAAGCAAAGAGACAAGCCGAAGAAGAUAGAAAAGCCAAAGCUGCAGCAAUUGCUGGACAGAGAAAGGCAGCAGCCGAAGCAAAGAAACAAGCGGAACAGGAAAGAAAGGCAGCAGCCGAAGCAAAGAGGCAAGCUGCCCAACAGAAAAGAAGUGCGCCAGCGAAGAGCCCAGCUUUCUUUAAGCGCAAGGAAAGCACUCCUCCACGGGCUGCCUCUCCGGUAGGGGAGCAGGCACCAAAAGGAGUCCCAGUCAUUAAGAGUUGGAAGAAACGUUCCGAUGGUACGUGUGAAUGAAAGUUAGCUUUUAUGAUCUUAGAUCGUUUUCUUUAAAGAAAUCUCAUUUUCACCCUCGUUGAUUCAUUGAUCUGCAGGUGGCAUAUCUGGUCGAAUUUACGGUUCCCCGAACUUUUCUGACGGUGACGUUGUUGAAACAUCGCCGAUUUCGCGAGGAAAGAUCGAGAACGGAUCAGUUGUGUCUACCAAGUCUAGAAGUCGUUACUUCUUAAGUGCCGAACCUGCCACCAAGAAAUCAAACAUGAUGGCAGCCUUCAAGGAUUUGGCGGGUGCCAAGCCUGGUGCGACGAUCACAUUAACCAAAGAAAGGAAGGAACGAGACGCAAAGGCUGCAGCUCAAGCCAUCGAAAAGGCUAAACCCCGAGCUACUUUUUCGCUUUUUGGAUUCGGCGGUGGUGAUGAAGCCCCGUCGCCUCGUAAGGAGCAGUCUCCGAAAGCGAUCCCAGGUAAACCUAAAGCCGCCCCAAAGAAAAAGGUGCCAGUCAAUAAGGCCCCUGCUCGCAAAGGAAAAUCAGCACCGAAGGGUGUGCCAACCAUGAACCGAUGGCAGAUGAAUUCUGAUGGAUCUAUCUCUGGAAUAAUUUCUGGAUCACCGAAUUUCAGAGACGGGGAGCGAGUAACAACUAGCAUGAUCACGAAAGGAAGAAUAGAUCAGGGGGAAAUCGUCACGACAGGAAGUGGUUCAAGAUAUUUUUUGGCCUAAGAAGUUGAAGAAUAAUUAAAUAUCUGUUCUUUUCUUUACCAGUUGUUCAUCAAAACAUAAUCAUGUACUAAUUUCUUUCACGGUAUCAUCAAACAUGUAUGUCGAAAGCAGUUGAUAUCAGGCGUAAUGCUGUCAAUCGUUUUGGGAAAUUUUCCACAAAUUACGGUCAAUGUUCAAGUAUUCUGAUUUAUCAUGAGAAUUUUAUUGUUAUAAAAAUAGAUUAAUGAU